AAAAUGUUUCGUCCAUUCAGUCGUUUAUACACAUCAGGAUCAUUACUUAACAAAUUCAUUAUCAAUGCUGCUGUAGGACGUCGGUAUUAUUCUUCUUCACCAUGUCAUUAUGGAAUAUGUAUAGAUAUCGAUGGCGUUCUUAUAAAAGGAACAAAGGCCGUACCUGAAACCAAAAGUGCACUUCGAUUUUUGGACGGCGAAAAUAAAUUAAAAAAAAAGAUUCCUUUCAUCUUAUUAACUAACGGCGGUGGUGUGACAGAAAUACAAAAAGCCGAGGAAUUGAGUGAAAUAUUAAACUUUCCAAUCAAACCAUCACAACUAACACUGGCUCAUUCCCCAAUGCGUCAACUUGUACCUAUGUUUAAAGACUCUGAGGUAUUGAUAAUUGGUGGAGCGGGUGAUAAUUGCAGAAUUGUUGCUGAAAGUUAUGGUUUUAACCGAGUUGUAAUUCCAAAUGAUGUAUUAGCCUGGAAACCAUGUAUUUGGCCAUUUACCAAGCUUAGUGAAAAUGAUUUGAAACUUACAAGGAAAUUGGAUUUUUCCAAUGUUAAAAUUGAAGCUAUCAUGAUGUUUCAUGAUAGUCGUGACUGGGGUAGAGAUUCACAAAUAAUAUUAGAUGUCCUACGAAGUAAAGAUGGUUAUUUCGAAACUUCUGCCAGUCCCCAAGAACUUUCGACGCGUAACUUUCCUUUAUUUUUUUCUAAUCCUGAUAUUAUUUGGUCAAAUGAUUGUCUCAUCCCAAGAAUGGCUCAAGGCUCUUUUAGGUUGUGUUUAGAACAUUUGUAUAAG
Molecule: messenger RNA, 789 nt
Organism: Racocetra persica
Lineage: Eukaryota; Fungi; Glomeromycota; Glomeromycetes; Diversisporales; Gigasporaceae
Source: the annotation of a GenBank genome assembly